This is a messenger RNA of Neocloeon triangulifer, 903 nucleotides long. RefSeq names its product zinc metalloproteinase nas-14-like. The transcript is spliced from 5 exons. Lineage: Eukaryota; Metazoa; Arthropoda; Insecta; Ephemeroptera; Baetidae. Gene Ontology annotation, molecular function: zinc ion binding; metalloendopeptidase activity. The record is from RefSeq and is a predicted model, not a curated record. Gene Ontology annotation, biological process: proteolysis. The coding region runs from base 23 to 868 and encodes 281 amino acids.
ACCACUUGCGGAGCGAGAAAAAAUGACCGUCUCAUUAUUCACACUCUCAUUUCUGCUUGGCUUGGUUGCAGCACAACUCCCUCCUAUCCACCACGGUUGGUACUACCCUGAUGACUACGACCACGAGGCCGUCACAAAUGACUUAAUGGACUGGCACCCUGACGAUGUGGGCAACCAGUGGGAGCUGAGUGGUCUCAAGGAGGGUGACAUUAUGGAGCUGCCAGAUGAGUACGAUGAGAACCACAGGGGGCGAAAUGUGGUCCGAUCAAACAAGAUCAACUGGCCUAACGGCGUCAUACCUUUCAUUCUCCAACCAGGAAUGAAUAAGGGCGAGAAAAGGGCCGUGCAAAAAGGCAUGGAUUGGAUCACGCAGAAUUCGUGCAUCAGGUUCCGACCCUACAGAGACGGUGAUCCGGACUACGUUCACAUCAUGUACAACCUGACCGGCUGCUGGGGUCACGUCGGGCGAUUGGGAGGAGGGCAGGUCAUCAGUUUGCAAAGACACGCGUGUUUCAUCCCGGGCACCGUUGCUCACGAACUUCUACACGCCACGGGUUUUCACCACCAGCAAAGUGCAUCGGACAGAGACGAAUAUGUGCAUAUCAAUUUCACCAAUGUUAAACCUGGUAAAGAGCACCAGUUUGUGAAAUACAGCGCUAGAGAAGUUACUGAUUUUGGAGUUGGUUACGACUAUUCAAGCCUGAUGCACUACAGCCGAACUGCAUUUUCCAAGAAUGGACAGGACACCAUCAUCCCAUACGAGCCUGGUGUUGAAAUAGGGCAGAAAAGGUUCAUCUCUAAUAAGGAUAUCGAGAAACUCAACCGGAAAUACAAAUGCAAGAAGCAAAGAAGCGCAAGGAGUCUUUAAAGCAGUGAUUGUCCAUGAAUAAAAAACCAUUGAAG